AUGGUCCGGGAAAUACGCUACUUUGAACUGGAGAGCAGCGGCGUUCGAGAGGAGAUCCGUUACCACUACCGCUUCAAGGGCAAGCCCCGCUCCGAGUCCUUCCCCUACCGCCUUGCCGACGGCCAGUGGCACAAGAUUGCCCUCACUAUAAGCUCCUCCCAUCUACUCUUGCACGUCGAUUGUAACAGGAUUUACGAGCGAGUUAUAGACCCGCCUCAGAUGGAGCUCACCCCGGGCAGUGGAGUUUGGCUGGGACAGCACAGCCACAAGCACGGCUUAUUCAAGGGCGUCAUCCAGGAUGUGAAGUUGAUAUUUGCUCCCAACGGCUACAUCACCCAAUGUCCAAACCUCAAUCGCACCUGCCCAACCUGUAGCGACUUCCUGAGCUUAGUGCAGGGCAUUAUGGACCUGCAGGACUUACUCGCCAAGAUGACCCUGAAGUUAAAUUACGCAGAGUCCAGGCUGACCCAGCUGGAGGGAUGCCACUGCGAGAAGACGUGCAGCGCUAACGGCCUGGUCUACAGGAAUAAGGAGCUCUGGGUGGAGCCGGAAAAUUGCAGGAACUGUGCAUGUAAGAACGGCGUUGUGGAGUGCCGCCGGAUUUUCUGUCCUCCUACGAAUUGCUCCGAAGACUCAUUGCCUGUACAUGUGGAUGGGACGUGCUGUAAGAAAUGCAGGCCAAAAUGCAGAUACGUGGGCAAGGUCUUCUCCCAGGGGCAGCGCUUUUUGUCCAGGAGCUGCAGGGAAUGCAAGAACGGCUUGAUGGUGAAAGUUUCAGAAACAUGUCCACAGCUCAACUGUUCUGACAAUGAACAGAUCUUAAGGGAUGGGAGAUGCUGCAAUGUUUGCCAAGGUUACGACUUCUGCUCAGAGGGGAUCAUCUGUGGAGACAACUCUGAAUGUAAAAAUCGGAAUACAAAAGCGGAGUGUGAAUGCAAGAGCGGCUACGCCUCUAUUCACGGGGAUUCUACUUACUGCGAAGAUAUUGAUGAGUGUGCGACCCAGAUGCACUACUGCCAGACCAACAGUGUGUGUGUCAACCUGCCGGGCAGCCAUCGCUGUGACUGUUUGCCAGGCUUCACCCGAGUGGAUGAAUAUUCCUGCACCGAGCAUGACGACUGCGCCGGCGGCCAGAACUCGUGUGACGAGAACGCCAUCUGCACCAACACCAUUCGAGGACACCUGUGCACCUGCAAGCCUGGCUACGUCGGGAACGGCACCAUCUGCAGGGCGUUCUGUGAAGACGGGUGCAGGAGCGGCGGGACGUGUGUGUCUCCCAACACUUGUGUUUGUCCUUCAGGAUUCACAGGACGCUAUUGUGAAACAGAUAUCGACGAGUGUGCAGAGGGUCUGAUUGAGUGUCACAACCACUCCCGCUGUGUCAACUUACCUGGCUGGUACCACUGUGAAUGCAGAACCGGUUUCCAUGACAAUGGCUCCUAUUUGCUGGAUGGGAGCUCCUGCAUGGACGUGGACGAGUGCAGUUUGCAAACGCACAGCUGCUGGAAUGACAGCGUGUGUGUGAACCUACCAGGAGGCUACGACUGUGUGUGCACAUCAGGUCCAGGAUGCACUGGAGACUGUCCACAGGAGGAAGGGGUCAGAAGGAACAGAGAAGACUGGAAAGCCAGCUUUGACCUGUGCACCAUCUGCUCCUGCAAGGAUGGCCGGACAUAUUGCAGAAGGAAACCGUGCGACUGUGGCGACCCGGAGGAGGAUCUGUUUUGCUGUCCUAGUUGUGACAACAGGCCCAGCAGCCAGUGUCUGGACCAGAGUGGUCGCACACUCUACCGUAGCGGAGCAUCAUGGCUGUACGGAUGCCAGCAGUGCCGCUGCAUGGAAGGGGAGGUGGACUGCUGGCCUCUGGUUUGUCCGGCGCUGACGUGCGAGUACACGGCGGUGGCCGAGGGCGAGUGCUGUCCGCGCUGCGUGGCGGACCCCUGCUUGGCUGACAACCUGUCCUACGACAUCCGGCAAACGUGCCAGGACCCCGCGGGCAUCGCCCGUCUCAGCGGAGACACAUGGCGGAUGCCCAAGUCGCCCUGCACCAGCUGCACGUGUAAAAAUGGAAACGUUUGCUGUUCGGUGGAUCUCGACUGCCUUCACAACAACUGAAGAGCCGCUCCCCGCCGCCCCUUUUCUCUCGCCUCCUCGCCCUGACUCCUACUCUCUCGCCACAGGCUCGCGGCGCCCUUCCACCCCCUAUUUCUCCCGUUAGACAACGGGGGAUUUUUUUGACAGACUCUUGCACAGUCUUGUGCAUGUCAUUGUGUGCACAGAGAAUACAAACACGCGCCGGUUGAGAUGCGGCGUCCAACCCCCCCACCCCCCCACCCCCACCCACCUGUAACGACUGACGGUACGUGACUGGACAGGGCUCGGACGGCGCCUGGGGUACUCUCACCACUCAACUGUAUGUUUUUGUCCUCGGUCUGACCAAAUGUUUUUAGGUCAUUUCAUUGAAGCCUUAAACCAGAUGCUUGGUCAUGAGGUCAUAGGUCAUAAUGCAACAUCGUUUUAUGCCAUACCAUUCAGUCACGUUAACUCGCAAACAAAAGUCACUUCCAACACUUGUGCAAUUGUGCAACCCCGAAACACCUUUUUUUCCUCAUUAAGCUGAGAAAUAAAGUAGUGCAAUUAAUUAGGGGUGUCCCGGUGAUAUCGGUCAGACAUCAGCGAGAAACAAGUAUUGGCGAGAAUUUUAAACUUUCCGAUACAAAGUUUGUUUACUUGUGCAAAGCUGGGCAGCCAGUUUACAUCUAAAUGUCCUCCAAUAAGCACACAAAGUUGGGCUUUACUUUUACUUAAGGGAAGCACUUACGCAAAGAGUAGGGAUGUAAUUAGGGAUGUCCGAUAAUGGCUUUUUGCCGAUAUUCCAAUAUUGUCCAACUCUUAAUUACCGAUACCAACAUACAGUCGUGGAAUUAAACACAUUAUUAUGCCUAAUUUGGACAACCAGGUAUGGUGAAGAUAAGGUCCUUUUUAAAAAAAUGUAUAAAAUAAAAUAAGAUAAAUAAAUUAAAUAAAUUUUCUUGAAUAAAAAAGAAAGUAAAACAAUAUAAAAACAGUUACAUAGAAACUAGUAACUAAUGAAAAUGAGUAAAAUUAACUGUUAAAGGUUAGUACUAUUAGUGGACCAGCAGCACGCACAAUCAUGUGUGCUUACGGACUGUAUCCCUUGCAGACUGUAUUGAUAUAUAUUGAUGUAUAAUGUAGGAACCAGAAUAUUAAUAACAGAAAGAAACAACCCUUUUGUGUGAAUGAGUGUAAAUGGGGGAGGGAGGUCUUUUAGGUUGGUGCACUAAUUGUAAGUGUAUCUUGUGUUUUUUAUGUUGAUUUAAUAAAAAAUAAAAAAUAAAAUAAAAAUAAAAAACGAUACCGAUAAUAAAAAAAAUGAUACCGAUAAUUUCCGAUAUUACAUUUUAAAUCAUUUAUCGGGCGAUAAUAUCGGCAGGCCGUUAUUAUCGGACAUCUCUAGAUGUAACGGUAUUAAAAUGUCGCUGUACGAUAUUAUCACGGUAUUAAGGCCAUGGUACAAUAUUACUGUGGUAUAUGUUAAAAAAAAAAGUGUAAUUCAGGGGUGUCAAACUCAUUUUAGCUCAGGGGCCGGACUAUUAAAAUCAUGGCAUUAAAACUAAAAAAAAAUAAAGACAACUUCAGAUUCAGAUCUUUGUCUUACUUUGGCCAAAAAUAGAACAAAGACAUUCUGAAAAUAUUACAAUAAAAAUAUAGAAAAAAAAUACCGGCAGCGGUAAAGUUUAGAUCCAUGAAGAAAUUGAAUUUAUUAGAGAUGUCUGAUAAUAUCGAACUGCCGAUAUUAUCAGCCGAUAAAUGCUUUAAAAAGUAAUAUUUUGGAAAUUAUCGGUAUCCGUUUCAAAAUUAUCGGUAUCGGUUUGAAAAAGUAAAAUUUAUGACUUAUUAAAACGCCGCUGUGAACACAGACGUAGGGAGAAGUACAGAGCGCCAAUAAACCUUAAAGGCACUGCCUUUGCAUGCCGGCCCAGUCACAUAAUAUCUACGGCUUUUCACACACACAAGUGAAUGCAAAUCAUACUUGGUCAACAGCCAUACAGGUCACACUGAGGGUGGCCGUAUAAACAACUUUAACACUGUUACAAAUAUGCGCCGCACUGUGAACCCACACCAAACAAGAAUGACAAACAUUUCGGGAGAACAUCUGCACCGUAACGCAACAUAAACACAACAGAACAAAUACCCAGAACCCCUUGCAGCACUAACUCUUCCGGGACGCUACAAUAUACACGCCCCGCUACCCCCUAAACCCCCCACACACACCUCAACCCCGCCCACCUCAACCUCCUCAUGCUCUCUCGGGAAGAGCAUGUCCCAAAUUCCAAGCUGCUGUUUUGAGGCAUGUUAAAAAAAAUAAUGCACUUUGUGACUUCAAUAAUAAAUAUGGCAGUGCCAUGUUGGCACUUUUUUCCAUAACUUGAGUUGAUUUAUUUUGUAAAACCUUGUUACAUUGUUUAAUGCAUCCAGCGGGGCAUCACAACAAAAAUAGGCACAAUAAUGUGUUAAUUCCACGACUGUAUGUAUCUGUAUCGGUUGAUAUCGGAAUCGGUAAUUAAGAGUUGGACAAUAUCGGAAUAUCGGAUAUCGGCAAAAAAGCCAUUAUCAGACAUCUCUAGAAUGUAUGUUUAUAACUGAAUACAUUUACACAUGCAUAAAACUGUGUUUUCUUUUGUAUUUUUUUUAUUUAUUUUUUAUGAAUGAAGUAACAUUUAUGACAACCUUUUUCCAAAACACAAUAUAGAAUGUGAGAUAUAACAGGAUAAUGCAUACAUUUAGCAUUCGUUUUCAAAACGCUUACAAAAAAAAAGUGGGACCCCAAAAAUGUACCGUGGGUCCCCUUUUCAUGACUUGAUGGGGUCCCCGGGGCCCCAUUUUGAAAAUUCCUAGCGCCAACUCUGAUGGAAAACAAAUGCGUACUAAUCACAUAUCAUCCCUGGGACCCCAGACACUUCAUUCAGGCCUUGACUUUGACACAUAGGCUCUAAUUCAAUCAAUCAAUGUUUAUUUAUAUAGCCCUAAAUCACGAGUGUCUCAAAGGGCUGCACAAGCCACAACGACAUCCUCGGUUCAGAUCCCACAUCAGGGCAAGGAAAAACUCAACCCAAUGGGACAAUGAGAAACCUUGGAGAGUAAAUCCCCAAGUAAAAGGAGAUAUUUAACUAUUUGUUUUUAUCUCACAAAAUAUUUUUGCAAUACAGUAUAUAAUAAUAUAAUUGUCAUGAUCAAAUCAUGUUAAAGUUUAUGUUUUUGCCAUUUUUUUCUGUCAAAAUUUAAUUGUAUUUAGUAGAAAAAUAAAUAAAUAAGUAUUUCAUUGAAACCCAUUUUUUCCAGGCUUUCGCGGGCCACAUAAAAUGAUGUAGCGGGCCAGAACUGGCCCCCCGGGCCCUUGAGUUUGACACCUGUGAUGUAAACAUUUGUUUGUAUUCCAACACGUUAACUCUCGCACGUUAAGCGCGCCUGUAAACUGCUGAGUAAGGGUGGGAAUCUUUGGGCACCUAACGAUUCGAUUCCGAUUCCGGGAGUGACGAUUAGAUUCUCGAUUCAACACGAUACUUGUUUUAAACCGAUUCUCGCAAUGUAUUAUUUGGCAUAAUAAUAUUUAACAAACAAAUCUCAUUCUGGUUGCAUAGAGAUGGCCUGAAAACAUGUUGGGGUUUUUUUUAUUUACAAAAAAUUCUAAAUCAUUAUCAUUUUUUUGCAUCAAUUUUUGGAAAAUGAUGAUUCGAUUUAGAAUCGGAAUGAAUAAGAAUCGGGAUUCGGAUCUGAAUCCAUUCUUUUAUGCACCCCUACUGCUGAGAGUGAUAUACCUGUAUAGCGGUAAUUGUUGUUAAUAAAUGAAAGACACAUCUGCCUUUUUGUUAGGUCAGCAUUGUAAAAAAAAAUAAAAAAAAUGGAUAGAUACAAAAAAUGUUGAAUAGACAUAGAAAUACAGUACAGCACACUUUCUUAUUCAAUGGAUUUUCUUUAUUUUCAUGACUAUUUACAUUGUAGAUUGUCACUGAAGGCAUCAAAACUAUGAAUGAACACAUGUGGAGUUAUGUACUUAACAAAAAAAGGUGAAAUAACUGAAAACAUGUUUAAUAUUCUAGUUUCUUCAAAAUAGCCACCCUCUGCUCUGAUUGCUGCUUUGCACACUCUUGGCAUUCUCUCAAUGAGCUUCAAGCACACACAAUUGCAAAGAUCUACUUGGAUUCCAAACGUUUGGGGGUGUAGUCGUCAUUUCUCCCAUUGCGCUGUUGACAAUAUUGUCCCUACAACACGCCCAGACCUUACCAUGAAUUGAUUAACGUGGACCCCGACUUAAACAAGUAUUCGGGUGUUACCAUUUACUGGUCAAUUGUACGGAAUAUAUACUGUACUGUGCAAUCUACUAUUAAAAGUUUCAAUCAAUCAAUCAAUCAAUCAAAACCUCGUAGGCCAGGCAAACAAGCAGUACUGGUUGACGGUUUCUUCUAUCUUCAGCUACGUGGCCCAAAUGUGACGGGGAGACUUUACAAAAAAAGGGAAGAGUCGGGAUAAUUAAAGCCCUGCUCGUCUGCCAGGAUUUUCCAAUCUGUUUACAGACGUUUCGACUCAUUACGACGGAAAAUGUCACCGGUCUUUCGGUGAUACUUCAUGUUAACACCCCCAGAUUCACUCCUGUUCUGUCCUCCGUCAUACUAAUGUUAGUCUGGAGAGGACUUACGUGUCCCCUUAGUGUCGCAUUGAUCACACUUGGAGUCCAUCACUGUCAAUUCUUUUACCCCCAAGAAGUAAGACGGAUUUUCAACACUGCCUCAACCUCUUUGUGUAAGCAAGGAACCCCGGGGAUGGAACUUUGAUGCCACGUUAUGUUGAGCGACGCCAUAAAUCAUCCGGCUCGCCUCGGUCACCUUUUGGUUGGAUGACAAAGUUAUUCAGUGGACUUGUCAGCAGAAGUGGUACGAAGGUAAACACUUUUUAGUGGCUUGCAUUGUUUUGCCACAACCUCGGGUACAUUUGCACAAUCUAAUGAGCUGCAGAAGAACGAUCAGUCUGGAUUGAGCAAUAUGCUGAUCAUGAAACAUUUGACCCUGUAGUCAUAGGCUAUAACCAUUGGGUAGAUUCCCAUUUAAAUGAACAAUUAAAGGCCUACUGAAAGCCACUACUACCGACCACGCAGUCUGAUAGUUUAUAUAUCAAUGAUGAAAUCUUAACAUUGAAACACAUGCCCAUACGGCCGGGUUAACUUAUAAAGUGCAAUUUUAAAAUUCCCGCCACACUUCCGGUUGAAAAACUCCUUUGGAUAUGAUUUAUGCGCGUGAUGUCACAAAAUCCACGGAAGUGGUUGGACCCCAUCGAACCCGAUACAGAAACCUCUUGUUUUCUUCGACAAAAUUCCACAGUAUUCUGGACAUCUGUGUUGGUGAAUCUUUUGCAAUUUGUUAAAUGAACAAUGGAGGCUGCAAAGAAGAACGUUGUAGGUGGGAUCGAUCGGUGUAUUAGCGGCUAAGUACAAUACUUAUAGCAACACAACAAGGACUACUUACUACGCCUAGCCGAUGCUUGCCGCCAAACCCACGGAUGAAGUCCUUCGUCGCGCCGUCAAUCGCUGGAACGCAGGUGAGCACGGCUGUUGAUGGGAAGAUGAGGGCUGGCUGGCGUAGGUGGAGCGCUAAUGUUUUUAUCAUAGUUC
Molecule: messenger RNA, 7687 nt
Organism: Entelurus aequoreus (snake pipefish)
Lineage: Eukaryota; Metazoa; Chordata; Actinopteri; Syngnathiformes; Syngnathidae
Product: protein kinase C-binding protein NELL1-like
Exons: 18
Coding region: 1-2115 (704 amino acids)
Molecular function (GO): protein binding; calcium ion binding
Source: RefSeq, a predicted model, not a curated record